Messenger RNA from Plectropomus leopardus (leopard coralgrouper), 2654 nucleotides. The record is from RefSeq and is a predicted model, not a curated record. Lineage: Eukaryota; Metazoa; Chordata; Actinopteri; Perciformes; Serranidae.
GGUAAGGGAGAGUCUCAGAGGAAUUCACUGGAGGACAGCUUCAGGCUGGAGCAGAGGCCCAACUCCAUGACGGGUCUGAUCCCCGUGUACCCCGGGGAGUCGGCGGCUCCCAUCCGCACAGCCAAAGCAGAGCGCCGACAUCAAGAGAGGCUCCGUAUGCAGAGCCCUGAGCUGGCUGUGGCCCCCGACAAGGACCUGUCCCCCGCUGAGAAACGAGCUCUGGAGGCUGAGAAGAGAGCAAUGUGGAGAGCAGCACGAAUGAAGUCUCUGGAGCAGGACGCGCUGAAAGCACAGAUGGUCAUCGCCAAGUCUCGGGACGGGAAGAAACGCGGCACACUCGACCAGCUGACGGAGUCGCCCUCGCCUGCUCCCACACCGUCUCCCACACCUAUGGAAGAGCUCAGUCCUCGAGGAGUAACGUCUCCGGGCCGGCUGUCCCUGUCGUCAAAGAAGUUUGACUACCGACAGUUUGCUGCCAUUCCUUCUUCCAAACCCGUAUACGACAUCCAGUCCCCUGAGACAGCGGAUGACCUGCAGUUCAUCGACGACGGCUCCAGCAACCCGGUGCCCGCUGCAAGCCCUGAGGCAGAGGUGCCCACCCCGCUGCCUGCCACCUCAGCCCUGGAGGAGAUGGCCCUGUACAGCAACAAGCGCAAACUGAGGCAGGGCCGCCGCAGCUUGGAAACCGCCGUGCCCACGUAACACGUCACAGCGAGAGAAGAAAGCCGAAGACAUAAUGCGAACCCACAUCCAUUUACGAACGCUGUGGAAUACUGGUAACAAGUGCAUCUGCAGGACAUGCAGAGUCACCAAACACUACAUACAUUAUCAGUAGAGCAGGAUUUACUCUCCCAUAUAUAACCACUGCAGAGACGAUGGCGCUGAUAGUCACCACAUGUACACAAUCACUUAUAUCCUGCGUGCCAGUCUUGCCUAUACAGUCUGAGGAUGAGCUGGUGAGAUGCUCAACGGUCCCUUGACGGCAAGAAAGAGCUAGUUGGUUAGCUAGGAUUGCUACUUGCAGACCUUUUUUUUUUUUGUUGUCGUUGGUUUUUUUUGUCGUACGCUCGGUUUACCAAGUAGAAGCUGAUCUAUUUUAAAAUGGUAACCGAAGUUUUUAGUUUUUUACUUUUCGCACCUCGAAUGAUUAUGCUGUUUUGUUGUUUUUUUUAAACAUACUGGAAGAGAAAAGAAAUGGGUCAUAGCUAUACUAACUUGAUUAUGAUAUUUUUAGGCUUUCAGUGAAUAGAUUGUGAAAUGUCGGGGUUCUCGGGUGGACAGGAGUGUAUAUAUUAAUUGAGGAGGGAACAUCCUGCUACCUUCACAGUCACAAAAUGUGGAGAGCUUUUUAAAAAGAAUAGUACAUAUCUUCUUUUUUUUUGCACUGCCACUGAUCAGCUUUUUAAGAACGUAUAUCUGAAGUAAUUUAUUGUUUUUAUUGUUUUACUCAAAUUGAAGGCCUUUUAUUUUUCACUGUUUUUACUCAUCCGGUUCUUUUAAGGCACAAAAAGCAUGACCGAUGCUGAUAAUUUAUCUGAAAUAAAUCGAGUUAUGAGUCAGUAAGUCAUAGCUUUCAACUAAUGACUUUCAUAUCACUUGAUAAUAUUAAUCCACUUUAUGAUUUCACAGGCAUUUUAGAGAGAAGCAUAUCUACAAAUCAGAUUGCCUGGAUAAAUUAUAGUUGUUGCAAAUCCAUGUGUCAACAAGUGUUACAUUCCCCUUGUAGAGAAUCUGACUACACUGGAGGCAGCAGCAUUUAGCAUUUUUUAUAUAUCAGGACAUCAAAUUUUGGAAACAUGCAUUUUUAUUAUCAUAAUUAAUUAACGGUACUCACCUUUCCCUGUUCAGGGUGUUAUUUUUUAUCUUAUCAAUGUGAAUCCUUCAUUUAUAUCCUUGAACUAUCUGGAGGUAUUCCAGAGUGACGUGAAGGUAGCAGGUGUUUUAUUUUUCUGUCUAUGGUUAAUUUAAAUCUGACGCCACUGAAAAAUCAUUAAUUAUCGUGUGAAUAAUGUACAAAUACUGAAAGGAAAGCAAACUUUGGGUUUGAAACUGAGCCAGUCUUGACCUAGAUCAAGCGAGAGUGUGGGCUGCUGGUGCAUCUGGGUUUAGACAGGCUUGGUAUCGAGGUGCUCUCUGCAUGUAUAUUGGUUUGUUAAUGGGAGAGCCACGAGGGGCAGAACCAAUUAGAAAUCCCUCUCAAAACAUUGUUCUCUUUCAGUUCAAUGCUCGCGAACUGUCAGUUUAUGUAUCUGAUGGGUAUUUUUGCAGAAUCACAGCAUAGUAGCAUUUGUGUUAAUUUAAUGUAGGGUCUCCUAAUGAUAGCUUUCCAUGUUGCUCUCACUGACUGAAAUUCAGUUUGUUUGAUAACAUUUGCAAUGGCUGAUUUCACCCUUUUUUAAACUUACAGUAGAUGAAAAAAUCAGAUGGGUUUCACUACAUUAUUAAUGCAGUGUUUCAAGUUUUUUUGUUUAUUCUUUUGUCUUGAGUUCUCUUUGGGGGCUUUUACUUGCAAACAGGUCUGAGGGAAAGGGUCAGAAGUCCUAGGGUCAAGGGUUAGAGCUCAUACAAGACUGUAACUAGUGAAUUUGUACAACCAAAGAAGUCUAUUUUGUGGUUCAGGAAUAAUAAAUUUUACUUUUCAUUUAAGAAUCUGA